Molecule: messenger RNA, 1134 nt
Organism: Prorocentrum cordatum
Lineage: Eukaryota; Dinophyceae; Prorocentrales; Prorocentraceae
Source: the annotation of a GenBank genome assembly
GGUUCUGGCGGCGGCAAGGGCGACAAGGGCGGCAAGGGCAAGUCGUUCGACAAGGGCGGCAAGGGCAAGUCCUUCGACAAGGGCGGCAAGUCGUUCGACAAGGGCGGCAAGGGCAAGUCCUUCGACAAGGGCGGCAAGUCGUUCGACAAGGGCGGCAAGGGCAAGUCCGACAAGGGUGGCAAGGGCAAGUCUUUCGACAAGGGCAGCAAGUCCUUCGACAAGGGCGGCAAGUUUGGCAAAGGCGGCGGCAAGUGGUGAGCGGGCUGCCGCUCCUGUGGCUGCCGAGGCCGCGGGCCGCCCGCGACCGGCGCCAGCCUGCGCCGCUGCGGGGGUCCUCGCCGCCUGCGCGGCGUGUGCGGCAGGCCGACGCGGGGGCGGCCCUGCUUCCCCCGAGCGGGACCCCGACUGCAGGCCGCCGCCUCCCCACAGGCCGGCCGGCUGCGCCGACACGGUUGCCCUCGGGGCCUCCACCGCGGGGAAGUGGGACGGCUGGUGCUGGUCCUGGCUCCCACCAGCAGAGUGUCCAGGACCCGGCGGCCGCUCGCCCGCCGCGGGGGCCGCGCGCCCGCCUGCGGCGUGGGCCGCCCCCCGGACCGCCUCGGGGGCCGCCGGCGAGCCGCCGUGGGAGGCUCGAGGCCUCUGAGUCAGAUAACGCUGCCUGCGGCAGGCCCCGCCACCGCGCCGGGCGCGGCGUCGAGAGGUGCGCGCCGGGUGGCCCUGCCGAGCGCCUCCCAGGAGGGCUCGGCGGAGCCAUCCUCGGGCGGCCGGGGAAGCAGCGCCGGGCGGCUGCCGCGGGGCGUGGCGGUGGUUCUGCCGAGCUCUCCCGGCGCCGAUCUCGGGUCCAUCUGUGCAGCGCCGCUCUGCCGAGACCUCACGGUGGGCACACCCAAGCAAGCCUCAGCGUGCCAAGCGCGCGGCGGGGGGCCUACUCGGUGCGUAUCACCCUGCAGAGGAGAGGCCAGGCUGGCGGCUGACGCCGGCGCCAAAUUAGCUCAGUAUCCUUCGCUGGCCGGAGCACUCGCCGCAUGAACUGCGUGGCUUCACUCGUUGCAAGCAUCGUCUGCUCGCACGUUUUCUUUCCGACCGCGGGCCGAUGCUAUUAACGUUAAUCCGUUGUUUCGCACAGAAAUGAGU